Molecule: messenger RNA, 1244 nt
Organism: Vicia villosa (hairy vetch)
Lineage: Eukaryota; Viridiplantae; Streptophyta; Magnoliopsida; Fabales; Fabaceae
Product: zinc finger protein 8-like
Exons: 1
Coding region: 333-1160 (275 amino acids)
Biological process (GO): trichome differentiation; trichome morphogenesis; response to gibberellin
Molecular function (GO): DNA-binding transcription factor activity
Source: RefSeq, a predicted model, not a curated record
GUGUGUGAAUGUGAAUGGAUCCAAAAAUAAGUGAAAGGGAGGUGGUACUUUGAGAGAAGGCAAGGCAGUGUUGUGGCGAUUGUCAGGCAAUUCACUCUGAGAUUGAUCAGACCCAAUUGUCCAUCCAUAGAUGUAAUGUAAGAGUCCCCACUUUUUUCUUCCCCUCUUUGUUUUAUAGGUCCCACUUCAACACCUUCUCUUCAUUCAUCACAUCACACACACACCCUUCUCUUCUCUUCUCUUCUCUUCCUCUUCACUCAUUUAUUUUUCUCUCUUCUCCACAACUACUUCAACGCAAAAACACUCCCUUCACUCUCCAAAAUAUUCCCUUCAUGGACAAAAAAAUCAUUGAUAGAGAAACACAUGACUUAAUGAAUGUUGACUCAUUCUCUCAACUUCCCUUCAUCCGCCCUCCACCUAAAGAAAAAGGCAUCCGCCUCUUCGGCAUCGAGUUCGGCGGCCGAGCAGCCGCCGAUGACAUCGACGACUCCUCCGAGUCUCUCGAAACAACAUUCGAGGUUGAAAACAACAACACCAACAAAGACACCAACACUAACACCAACAACAACAGCAGCAACAGCAUCAGCAACAACAACAGCAGUAAUAACUACAUGGAAAACAACAGAAGAUUUGAAUGUCAUUACUGUUGUAGAAACUUUCCAACUUCACAGGCUUUAGGAGGUCACCAAAACGCACACAAAAGAGAACGGCAACAUGCAAAACGACAACACCUUCAAUCAACCAUGGUACAUGCUACAUCUUUCUCUGAUCCACAUCUCUACCAUCAUCAUCAUCAACAGCAACAACAUCCUCUCUACAGAUUCACAUCAUCAUCACCAUCCUCAUUAUCAUCAUCACCUUCUUAUCCAACAUGGAACUCAAACUCAGCCACUGCAAGAUUCUAUAACCAUCCAACUUCUUCAUACUCUCAACAACCUAUCAAUGGUAGUCCUUUAGCUUUCUGGAGAAUCCCAAACGGCACCAUCCAGAGUAACCCUAGUUUCAACCAUGAACGUCCUCUCCCUUUACUUGCUUCCGAGGAAAGAGCGAAUCCGUCUCAGGACGGAUACGCACACGGAGUUCGUUCUAAUGUUUCGCAUAAUCGCUACGUUUAUGAUACUAAACGUAGCGACCAUGUUAGUUUAGAUCUUCAUCUCUAAAUAACCAAUUUUCUUGUUUAUUUAGCUGUUGAAAAAUCUAUUUAUAUAUAUUAAGUUUGGUAAUAACAUCUCAAUUAUUAUUCA